This is a messenger RNA of Lagenorhynchus albirostris (white-beaked dolphin), 1656 nucleotides long. RefSeq names its product solute carrier family 10 member 5 (gene SLC10A5). Gene Ontology annotation, cellular component: membrane. NCBI's taxonomy places the organism in Eukaryota, Metazoa, Chordata, Mammalia, Artiodactyla, Delphinidae. Gene Ontology annotation, molecular function: bile acid:sodium symporter activity. The transcript has a single exon. Bases 340 to 1656 code for a protein of 438 amino acids. Gene Ontology annotation, biological process: bile acid and bile salt transport. The record is from RefSeq and is a predicted model, not a curated record.
ACAAGAUGACACUAAGGUUUUAAAAUCAAAUAAGUAGGAGGCUGUUUUUCCAGUGGCAGAAAUGAAGUCAGGAGUAAAGAUUAGGUUUCUGCUGUGAUAAAUUGAACCUGUUAAAUGCUAUGACUUUGACAUUUCGUAAUUGUAGGUUAAACCGUUACGUCACUCAUUAGAUAGCUCUGUAUUUGUUUGAAAAGUACAAGAGUCCCUCCUACUGGACUUUGAUCUAGCAGAAACAACUGUUACCUAACAACCUCAGACCAUCACUGGAACACCUGUAUGAAGAACGUUCUUUAGUUUAUUUAAAUGGUUUUGCAUAUGUAAUUUAUUUAAGCCUUCAAAAUGAUUAGAAAACCUUUCAUGGUCCUGCUUUUGUCGUCUGUGACUCUUGGGGAGGCAAGGACAUCGUUUCUCAGUUUUCUGAACAUAGAAAAGACUGAAAUACUAUUUUUCACAAAGACUGAAGAAACUGUCGUUGUAAGGUCAAGUUACAGAGGUCAACAGCCAAACUCCAGCUACCUCUUUGUGCAACUAGAAGAUCCUAAAAUGCUCCAAGUGGUGAAUGUGACUAAGACCUUAUCAGAUGUUACCAACUUUACCAUAAACCUGGUGACAGAUGAAGACGGGGAGACAAAUCUGACCGUUCAAUUGUGGGAUUCUGAAGGUAGGCAAGAAAGACUCAUUGAAGAAAUAAAGAAUGUCAAAGUCAGAGUGCUCAAACAAAGACAAGACAGUCUUUUCCAGACAUCAAACCUUAUUGAUAGAAAUAUCCUUAUGCUUUUUCUGCCAAUGAUACUGUUAAAUAAAUGUGCGUUUGGUUGUAAGAUUGAAUUACAGGUGUUUCAUACAAUAUGGAAGAGACCUUUGCCAAUAAUUCUUGGGGCAGUUAUACAGUUUUUUCUUAUGCCAUUUUGCGGAUUCCUUUUGACGCAGAUUUUGGCAUUGCCUGAAGCACAGGCUUUUGGAUUUGUAAUGACCUGUACCUGCCCAGGAGGGGGUGGGGGCUAUCUGUUCGCUCUGCUUCUAGAAGGAGAUGUCACUUUGGCCAUUUUGAUGACUUGCACAUCAACAUUAUUGGCCGUGAUAAUGAUGCCUGCCAAUUCGUACAUAUACAGUAGGAUGUUAGGGUUAUCAGGUACUUUGCAUAUUCCUGUUUCUAAAAUUAUGUCAACACUCCUUUUCGUACUUAUACCUGUAUCAGUGGGAAUAAUCAUCAAGCGUAGACUACCUGAAAAAGCAAACUUCCUGGAGAGGAUCAUUAGGCCUCUGAGUUUUAUUUUAAUGUUUGUAGGGAUUUAUUUGACUUUCAGAAUGGGAUUAAUGUUUCUAAAAACAGUGAACCUAGAGGUGCUUCUAUUGGGUGUCUUAGUUCCUGCUUUGGGUUUGUCGUUUGGGUACUUUUUUGCUAAAAUGUCUAUGCUGCCUCUUCCUGUUUGUAAAACUGUUGCUAUCGAAGGAGGGGUACUGAAUAGUUUCUUAGCCCUUGCUAUUAUUCAGCUUUCUUUUUCACGGUCCAAUGCAGACUUGGCUUCUGUGGCUCCUUUCACAGUGGCCAUGUGUUCUGGAUGUGAAAUUUUACUGAUCCUUCUGUUCUACAAGGCUAAGAAAAGAUGUAUCCUUAUCAUAGAAGAGAAAAGAAAGAAAAAUCCCCCGGUCUAA